GUGAGACCUGCCCCGACUUGCCUGUGGCAGGGUACCGACUCAGGUACUGGAGCAUCCUCUCCCAGGAGGACUGCCGAUAUGUGCAGAUGCACCAUGAUAUCGGAUUGGCAUGUAGAGAAGUGACUGGAAAGGGCCCCGAGCUUCUUGAUGACAUCUGGGGCCCCGAUUCCAGCAGUGCCGUCCUGAAGUGGCUGAUCCCGGGGAACACCUACGUCUUCCAGGUGAUGGCCUUCAACGUCUCCGGUGAAGGUGACUGGUCGGAAGCGUCAAGGCCAUUCAUCAUGCCAGAGAGACCGGAUGGCCUGGGCAUGGAGUCUGAGGAGGAGGAGCAGGUUCCUGAGCCUCCAGAUGAGGGUGUGGAUCCACGGCUCGCGAGCAUGAAAGGUCGUCCUGCACACCUCUCCAAGAGCAUCGAUGCCAUCGAGAUCGCUUGGGACAAGCCCUGUGACCGAGGCAGCGAGAUCGAGACCUACGAAUUUAUGAUCAGCCGGUGUUUCAGCCAAAGCCAGCCCGUCCUCCUCAACUGCCUCAGCUUCCGCAGCGGUGCUUUUGCCGGACAUUGCCGGUUGAGGGACUUCAAGGUGUUGGGUAAAGGACUGGAGGUACUGCUCCGUCUGCACCUCCUGCUUUGA
Messenger RNA from Symbiodinium sp. CCMP2456, 632 nucleotides. Lineage: Eukaryota; Dinophyceae; Suessiales; Symbiodiniaceae. The record is from the annotation of a GenBank genome assembly.